CGCGACUAUGCCAAGAUGGUCCUGCAGGCGCGGAACAAGCACCGGGAGGCGGCCCCCAAGCCGCCCCGCGCCUCGCAGUCGCCGCUGAGGGGAGCCCCGGACGUCGGCGCCGGGGAGCCCGGGCCUGAGCGCGCGCCCCCGUCCCCCGGGCGCAAGGGCGCCGGGGGCAGGAAGGGGCCCCGCGCCGAGCCCUCUGCGCCGCCCGCCGGGGGCGGCCUCGGGGGGCGCCUGGCGGCCGGGCUGCGCGGGGCGCUGGGCCUGCGGCGCGCGGGGCGCGGCCGGACGUGGACCACGCUCCUGCUAGCUGCCUUUGCAGCCGUGUUGCACUGGAGCCAUAUAACACGCCUCUUUGAAAAUGAUCGUCAUUUUUCUCACCUCUCAGCAUUGGAAAGGGAGAUGGCUUUUCGCACUGAAAUGGGACUAUAUUAUUCCUACUUCAAGACUAUUGUGGAAGCACCCUCAUUUUUGAAUGGUGUGUGGAUGAUUAUGAAUGAUAAGCUUACCGAAUACCCCCUUGUUAUCAAUACACUAAAGCGGUUCAAUCUUUAUCCUGAGGUAAUCUUAGCCAGUUGGUACCGGAUUUAUACCAAAAUAAUGGACUUGAUUGGUAUUCAAACCAAGAUAUGUUGGACAGUGACCAGAGGAGAAGGACUCAGUCCUAUUGAAAGCUGUGAAGGAUUGGGAGAUCCAGCUUGUUUUUAUGUGGCUGUAAUUUUUAUUUUAAAUGGACUAAUGAUGGCAUUGUUCUUCAUAUAUGGCACAUAUUUAAGUGGCAGCCGGUUAGGAGGCCUGGUUACAGUGUUAUGCUUCUUUUUCAAUCAUGGAGAGUGUACUCGCGUGAUGUGGACACCACCUCUCCGCGAAAGCUUCUCAUAUCCAUUCCUUGUACUUCAGAUGUUGCUUGUGACUCAUAUUCUCAGGGCUACAAAACUUUAUAAAGGAAGCUUGAUUGCACUCUGCAUUUCCAAUAUAUUUUUCAUACUUCCUUGGCAGUUUGCUCAGUUUGUACUUCUUACUCAGAUUGCAUCAUUGUUUGCAGUAUAUGUUGUGGGGUACAUUGAUAUAUGCAAAUUACAGAAGAUCAUUUAUAUGCACAUGAUUUCUCUUGCACUUUGUUUUGUUUUGAUGUUUGGAAACUCAAUGUUAUUAACUUCAUACUAUGCUUCCUCUUUGGUCAUUAUUUGGGCUGUAUUGGCAAUGAAACCACGUUUGCUGAAAAUAAACGUAUCUGAACUUAGUUUAUGGAUUAUUCAAGGAUGUUUUUGGUUAUUUGGAACUGUCAUACUCAAGUAUUUGACAUCUAAAAUCUUUGGCAUUACAGAUGAUGCUCACAUUGGCAACUUAUUAACAUCAAAAUUCUUCAGUUACAAGGAUUUUGAUACUUUAUUGUACACCUGCGCAGCAGAGUUUGACUUUAUGGAAAAGGAGACUCCAUUGAGGUAUACAAAGACAUUGCUGCUUCCUGUGGUUCUUGUAGUGUUUAUUGCAAUUGUUAGAAAGGUUUUUAAUGAUAUGUGGGGUGCCUUAGCUAAACAACAAACACAUAUAAGAAAGCACCAGUUUGAUCAUGGAGAGCUGGUUUAUCAUGCACUGCAGCUGCUAGCCUAUGCGGCCCUGGGUAUUUUAAUUAUGAGACUAAAACUCUUCUUGACCCCACACAUGUGCGUUAUGGCUUCCUUGAUCUGUUCAAGACAGUUAUUUGGAUGGCUCUUUUGCAAAGCACAUCCUGGUGCUGUUGUUUUUGCUGUAUUAGCAGCAAUGUCAAUACAAGGUUCAGCAAAUCUACAAACCCAGUGGAAUAUCGUUGGAGAGUUUAGCAAUUUGCCUCAAGAGGAACUUAUAGAAUGGAUCAAAUACAGUACUAAACCAGACGCGGUGUUUGCAGGAGCCAUGCCCACGAUGGCUAGUGUUAAACUCUCUGCUCUCCGGCCCGUUGUGAAUCACCCACAUUAUGAAGAUGCAGGGCUGAGGGCCAGAACGAAGAUAGUAUACUCAAUGUAUAGUCGAAAAGCAGCUGAAGAAGUGAAGCAACAGUUGAUCAAGUUGAAAGUCAAUUAUUACAUUCUGGAAGAGUCAUGGUGUAUAAGAAGGUCCAAGCCUGGCUGCAGCAUGCCUGAAAUUUGGGAUGUGGAAGACCCUGCUAAUGCUGGGAAGACUCCCUUAUGUAACCUCUUGGUGAAGGAGUCCAAGCCUCACUUCACCACCGUAUUCCAGAACAGUGUUUACAAAGUCUUAGAAGUUAUAAAAGAAUGACUGCUCGCUGAACUGCUGCCUACACAGAACUCCAUCAGUAAUGGCAGACUAACCUCAUUGUGGAUUGACCUUGAGCCCUUCGUCCUCAGGACUGGUUUCCGGUGUCCACUCCUGGGAGCCAAAGAAGAUCUGUUCUCUUUCUGCCUUCUUACCAGAGCCAGAGGACGAGCCUGGUCAGGGGGAAGCGCUAACUUUCUUACAUUAGGAAGCUGAAAGACAGCUCGUCUGGCUGAGGGGUGUGUCCUUGGUGAGGAACCUCCCCUGUCCCCAGAGCCAGGUCUCCUUCCCUGGAGUCGGCUGGGGAGAUGCUGCCUUUGUUCUCCAGAUUCCCUGUUGCUCUUUUUCAUUUGCCGGUCCACUGGUUGACUUCUUAGGCUUUUGCUGGCUUCAGAAAAUAGGAAGUAGCUGGGGAGUUGUAGAUUAGGAGAGAAAUUUUUGAGCAGCGGUGCAGUAACCCAUCAAAAUGGCAAGAAGGGACUGAGGCUAAGGAGGAUAGGAGGGACUGUUUCCCGCCUUCCUCCGUGUUUGUCGGCAGAUGUGGUAGGGAGACCUAGGACUGUGGUCACCUUUAUCAACCACUGUUUCUCACCCAAAUGUGGCCGAUUGAGUUCACCCAGCACUUAGAUUUUUUUUUUUUAUUAUUAUGGUUUUAAAAUUAUUCUCCAUUUUCCCACCCUCUGAUAAUCCCCUUCCUAAUGAGUUCACAUGUCAUCUAUGGAAAUUCUGUAUUGGAAAAAACAUUCAAAUACUGUUAUAACUGUUUCAUAUGUUGGGAAAGUUAGAAGUUGUCUUUUUUUUUUUUUUUGCGAAGAAUCUUUUUGUAACAGUAUUAAUAUAACUCCACCAGCAAGCUCUGAUGAUAUUUUAGGCAACUCUGUUUCGAACUGAGGCCUCGUGGGUGAACUGCACGCUCAGCCUGGAUCCUAUCUAGUGGCCGCUGGUGCCGUGCUGUUGACUAUAAGUAAUCUUUUAUGGCAACGUGGAGUAGUAGUAGGCUCGAUAUACCUGACAAAACAGUAUUAAGCCUCAGUAUUUUAUGUAUUUUUAGCAUUUAAGAAUACUUUUGCUUUAGUGUGAGGAAAGUUAGGAUGGGCAAGGAGGUGAUAGAAAGAGCUUUUACUGCUGUGACAUUUAAAAAAACAAAGUUGGGGUAGUAUUUCUAUAAAAAGACAAGCCUCUGAAGAGGUAUGGCAAACAAAGUGUGGUGGUAAAGCAGGCCAGAGACAUUAAAGAGAGAAUGAAAAGAUAUAUUGGGAAUAAGGGGUCAUUGCAUAGGAGGAUUGUAUUUUUAUGGAUUUUAUGCCAGUUGUUUACAUGUACUAUAUAUGUUAAAUAAAAAAAGAUCAUGAAAAAUAGAGAAAA
Molecule: messenger RNA, 3615 nt
Organism: Loxodonta africana (African savanna elephant)
Lineage: Eukaryota; Metazoa; Chordata; Mammalia; Proboscidea; Elephantidae
Gene: DPY19L1
Product: dpy-19 like C-mannosyltransferase 1
Exons: 23
Coding region: 16-2253 (745 amino acids)
Cellular component (GO): nuclear inner membrane
Molecular function (GO): mannosyltransferase activity
Source: RefSeq, a predicted model, not a curated record